This is a messenger RNA of Crotalus tigris (Tiger rattlesnake), 4706 nucleotides long. RefSeq names its product zinc finger protein OZF-like. The coding region runs from base 143 to 3265 and encodes 1040 amino acids. The transcript is spliced from 3 exons. Lineage: Eukaryota; Metazoa; Chordata; Lepidosauria; Squamata; Viperidae. The record is from RefSeq and is a predicted model, not a curated record. Gene Ontology annotation, biological process: regulation of transcription by RNA polymerase II. Gene Ontology annotation, cellular component: nucleus. Gene Ontology annotation, molecular function: RNA polymerase II cis-regulatory region sequence-specific DNA binding; DNA-binding transcription activator activity, RNA polymerase II-specific.
UUCAGAAAUGCCAUCUAGUGAGUCACCAAAGGACUCACACAGGAGAAAAACCAUAUGAGUGUCCAGAUUGUGGUAAAGGUUUCACUCAAAAAUCUCACCUAGUGAAUCACCAGAGGACUCACACAGGAGAGAAGAUAUAUGAAUGUCUGGAUUGUGGGAAAGGUUUCAUUACAAAAUUCCACCUAACAAGACACCAAAGUCACACACAGGAGACAAGCCUUUUAAAUGUCGUAAUUGUGGGAAAAGUUUCAGUCACAAUUCCAGCCUCAUGAAACACCAGAGCACUCACACAGGAGAGAAACCUUUUGAGUGUCCUGAUUGUGGGAAAAGUUUCAGUCAGAAUUGUGACAUGGUGAUACACCAGAGGACUCACACAGGAGAGAAAUUGCAUGAGUGCCCAGACUGUGGGAAAAAUUUCGUUCAUAAAUCCCACCUAGUGAAUCACCAGAGAACUCACACAGAUGAGAAACCGUAUGAGUGUCUGGAUUGUGGGAAAAGGUUCAGUCAGAAUUCCCACCUGGUGAACCACCAGAGGACUCACACAGGAGAGAAACUGCAUGAAUGCCCAGAUUGCGGGAAGCGUUUCAAUCACAAAUCCCACCUAGUGAAUCACCAGAGAACUCACACAGGAGAUAAACCUUAUGAGUGCCCAGAUUGUGGCAAAAGUUUCAGUCAGAAUUCCAACCUGGUGAAUCACCAAAGGAUUCACACAGGAGAGAAACCCUAUGACUGUCCUCAUUGUGGGAAAAGUUUCAGUCACAGUUCCAGCCUAGUCAUACACCAGAGGUCUCAUACAGGAGAGAAACCUUUUGAAUGUCCUAUUUGUGGGAAAAGUUUCAGUCGGUAUUGCAGCCUGGUGAACCACCAGAGAACUCACACAGGAGAGAAACCCUUUGAAUGUCCUGAUUGUGGGAAAAGUUUCAGUCACAAUUCCAGCCUAGUGAAACAUCAGAGGACUCACAAAGGAGAAAAACCGUAUGAGUGUCCUGAUUGUGGGAAAAGUUUCAGUCACAAUUCCAGCCUAGUGAUACACCAGAGGACUCACACAGGAGACAAACCUUUUGAGUGUCCUGAUUGUUGGAAAAGUUUCAGUCACAAUUCCAGCCUGCUGAUACACCAGACAAUUCAUACAGGAGAGAAACCUUUUGAAUGUCCUGAUUGUGGGAAAUGUUUCAGUCACAAUUCCAGCCUGGUGAAACACCAGAGGACUCACACAGGAGACAAACCCUUUGAAUGUCCUGAUUGUGUGAAAAGUUUCAGUCAGAAUUCCAGCCUGGUGAAACACCAGAGGACUCACAUGGUAGAGAAACCCUUUCAAUGUGUCGAUUGUGGGAAACGCUUCAAUCUCAAUUCCAGCCUGGUGAUACACCAGAGGACUCACACAGGAGACAAACCCUUCGAGUGUCCUGAUUGUAUGAAAAGUUUCAGUCAGAAUUCCUGCCUGGUGAAACACCAGAGGACUCAUACAGGAGAGAAACCCUUUCAAUGUAUUGAUUGCGGGAAACAUUUCAGUCUCAAUUCUAGCCUGGUAAUACACCAGAGGACUCACACUGGAGAGAAACCAUUUGAAUGUCCUAUUUGUGGGAAAAGUUUCAGUCAGUACUGCAGCCUGGUGAUACACCAGAGGACUCACACAGGAGAGAAACCAUUUGAUUGUCUUGUUUGUGGAAAAAGUUUCAGCCAGAAUUCCAACCUGGUGAAACACCAGAGGACUCACACGGGAGAAAAACCCUUUGAAUGUAUUGAUUGUGGGAAACGUUUCAGUGUGAAUUCUAGCCUAGUGAUGCACCAGAGGACUCACACAGGAGAGAAACCGUUCGAAUGUCCUAUUUGUGGCAAAAGGUUCAGUCAGAAUUCCAACCUGGUGAUACAUCAGAGGACUCACACAGGAGAGAAACCCUUUGAAUGUCUUGAUUGUGGGAAAAGCUUCUGUGAAAACAGCAACUUGGUGAUACAUCAGAGGACUCACACCAGGGAGAAGCCGUAUGACUGUCCUGACUGUGGGAAAAGUUUCAUGGCAAACCCCCACCUGGUGAUCCAUCAGAGGACUCACACAGGAGAGAAACCCUUUGAAUGUUCUGACUGUGGGAAAACUUUCAGUCAGAAUUGCAAUCUGGCGAUACACCAGAGGACUCACACAGGAGAAAAAUCAUAUGAGUGUCCUGAUUGUGGGAAAAGUUUCAUGACAAAUUCUCACUUGGUGUUACACCAGAGGACUCACACAGGAGAGAAACCCUUUGAAUGUCCUGAUUGUGGGAAAAGUUUCAGUCACAGUUCCAACCUAGUAAGACACCAGAGGACUCACACGGGGGAGAAACCUUUUGAAUGUCCUGUCUGUGGGAAAAGUUUCAGUUAUACUUCCAACCUGAUCAGACACCAGAGGACUCACACAGGAGAGAAACCAUUUGAAUGUCCUGAUUGUGGGAAAAGUUUCAGUCAGAACUCUGACCUGGUGAAUCAUCAAAGAAUUCACACAGGAGAGAAACCCUUUGAAUGUCCUGAUUGUGGGAAAAGUUUCAGUCAGAAUUCCCACCUAGUGAUACAUCAGAGGACUCAUACAGGAGAGAAACCCUUUGAAUGUCCUGAUUGUGGGAAAAGUUUCAGUCAGAAUUCCCACCUAGUGAUACACCAGGUGACACAUACAGGAGAGAAACUCUACGAAUGUCCAGAGUGUGGGAAAAGUUUCAGCUACCGUUCUAACCUGAUGAAACACCUGAGGAUUCACACAGGGGAGAAACCAUAUGAGUGUCUAGAGUGUGGGAAAAGUUUCAGUUCCCAUUCUAACCUGGGAAAACACCAGAGGACUCACACAGGAGAGAAGCCGUAUGAGUGUCCAGAAUGUGGGAAAAGUUUCAGUUACCCUUCUGUGCUUGUGAAACACCAGAGGACCCACACAGGAGAGAAGCCCUACAAGUGCUCCCAAUGUGGUAAAUGCUUUACCGAAAAUGGCAACUUGGUGAUACAUCAAAGGACCCACACGGGAGUGAAACCGUAUGAGUGUCCGAAUUGUGGGAAAAAAUUCAGUUACCAUUCUGACCUGGUGAAACACCAGAGGACACACACAGGAGAGAAACCGCAUGAGUGUCCAGAUUGUGGGAAAGAUUUUAGCACCCGUUCUAACCUUAUAAAUCAUGUAGUUUUACACACAGGGGAAAAACCUUUCAUAUGUCCAGUCUGUGGACAAUUCUUCAGGCACAAAUCAUCUCUUAUGGCACACAAGGAAAUCCACAUGAGGCCAACAUUGAUGAGUUUAGAGAAGCCUUGAAUUUCAUUUCUGAUCUCCCAUUGUGAGUGUAGAUGAGAAAUUGACUCCUUGAAUUCUGGCCUGAUUCUUUUUUUAGUCAAACAUGUUUCAGGAUUAGGCUUGUAGGUGGACAGAAAGAAGUAGAAACUAUUAGUUUGAUAAAAGCUAACUACCUGUUUUUCGUUUUCAGCAGAAAUUUCUGGAUAUUUCCUUUUUCAGAAGUUACUUAAUUCCUCAAAAAAGCUUUUGGGCGGCAUCUUUUGUAUAUUGAUUAAGGAAUUCUACCUUGUUGUCCUCCAGAUGUUGAGCCUCAGAAUUCCCCAGCCAUCAUACAAGUAGUCCUUUGGCCUACCAAUUACAGUUUCAUGUUGCAACAGCCGCUAAAGGAAGACUGCUUUUCUUAACUACCCCCAACCCUUUGCUCUCCCUGAUGCAGCCCUUAAAUGAAUGUAUGAGUUGUUAAUGGUACACUGGCUACCUCUAUGUUGGGGGCAUAGUGUAGGCCCAGUCUUGGCUUCCAAAGGCCUCCCCUAUCCCAACCUUUGGGUCCCCACAGAUCUUUGCUUCCCUCACAGAGUCCACCUGGGACUUUUCACUCCCACUGGGUUUCUGCAAUCCUUAGGCCUGACUCCCACCCCACCAGGCCUCCUCCUCCUUACCUUUUGAUGAUCUCUGAACCUCAUGUUGGGGAAGGAGGGGAGGACACACAUCCCUGGGCCACAUGACUGUAUCAUGGAAGUAGCUGUUAUUUUCAGUGUGCCUGGGAUUCAUAGACCUGUGGAAGCAGCUGCCAUUUUGCCACAUCUGCUUCUGGGUCAUGGUCAUGGAGAAACUGUUCUAUUUUGCUACAUUAACACUGUUGAGACUCCAUUAGGGGAUUGUGGGUACACUGAAAAUGAUGGCUGUCUCCAGGAGAUCUUCAAAAGGUAAGUGUGUUGGGUGACAGGCAUGUGGGGAGUAGGCCCAAGGCCCAGUGAAAACAACAAUAUAGAAUUUCACAUGUAAAGGCUAAUGUGCCUUGCAGAUAAACCUGAUGGAGAAGAGCUUUUAGGAAUAUCCCCGAAGAUGCUUUUUCAUGAGGCAACUGGACUUCGUUUUUCUUUGAAGACCUUUCACUUCUCAUCCAAGAAGCUGCUUCAGCUCUGCCUGGAUGGUGGAGAAUGGAAGGAUUUAUAUUCCUUGAAGACAGCUGGUCAUUUGCAUUCUUUUAGGGCAGGGGUGUCAAACUUGCAACGUCAUGUGACGUGUCGUGACAUAUGACUUUUUUGCCAUUUCUGACAAUGGAGUGGGCGUGGUUUCGCUAUGCAUUGUGUAAGAAUUAAUAGCUUUUGACAAAGAAAAAAUUAGGUAGUGUCAGUGUUGCUAUGAACAUUAGGGCAGGGCAAGACACUCAGAGUGCCCUCAAAUUGUGAUGUGCAGUGAAUACAUCUAAUAAAAUUGUAAUGUAAAGCCCUUUUCUCAA